Messenger RNA from Panicum virgatum (switchgrass), 1317 nucleotides. RefSeq names its product protein CUP-SHAPED COTYLEDON 3-like. The record is from RefSeq and is a predicted model, not a curated record. The transcript has 3 exons. Gene Ontology annotation, biological process: regulation of DNA-templated transcription. NCBI's taxonomy places the organism in Eukaryota, Viridiplantae, Streptophyta, Magnoliopsida, Poales, Poaceae. The coding region runs from base 190 to 1113 and encodes 307 amino acids. Gene Ontology annotation, molecular function: DNA binding.
CGCCAUGUAUGGCUUCAUAUCUCUCGUGAAGGUAGUAUUGCCUCCUCGUUCAUUCUCUCACUAACUUUACUAAACCCAAAGAAUUGGGCCAUUCUUCCUGAGCGGAGGGGGAGGAGGAGGAUUGGGUAUAAAUAUAGUGGUUUGGAUAUAUAGGAGGAUAUAUAUAGAUCGAUAGCUAUAGGACUAGAAAUGGGGCUGAGGGAGAUGGACUCGGCGCUACCGCCGGGUUUCCGCUUCUACCCGAGCGACGAGGAGCUGGUGUGCUUCUACCUGCGCAACAAGGUCGCCAACCAGAGGGUCGCCUCGGGGACCUUGGUCGAGGUCGACCUCCAUGCCCGCGAGCCAUGGGAGCUUCCCGAUGUCGCUAAGCUUACCGCAGAGGAGUGGUACUUCUUCAGCUUCCGGGACAGGAAGUACGCCACAGGCUUGCGAACAAACCGAGCAACAAAGACGGGUUAUUGGAAGGCGACUGGGAAGGAUCGGUCUGUCCACGAGCAGGGCACACGUGCAUUGGUUGGCAUGAGGAAAACCCUGGUGUUCUACCGUGGUCGUGCUCCCAAUGGGCAGAAGACCAGUUGGGUCAUGCAUGAGUUUCGCCUCGAAACACCUAACUCGACACCGAAGGAGGACUGGGUGCUUUGUAGGGUGUUCAACAAGAUGAAACCCUCGUCAGAAGGCGAAGAAGCAGGCCGAAUCCACCGCGGCCAUCCGGCCACCGGCACCGACACCGGCACCGGCGCUGAGCCCUCCUCGCCGCCGGUCUUCCUCGGCUCGCUGCCCGACCCGACGGCGACUCCGGCGGACGAAUUCUACCAGCAGCACCAAACAAUAACCACGGGCAGCCAAUGCGGCAGCGGCGUCAGCUCCUCUGCUGGCGCCCUGCUGAUGAACCUGGCGAUGCUCCAGCAAGGCAGCUUCUUGGAUUACUGCAGCCCAGUGGUGCACCAUGGCGUGGCGGUAGGGGCGCUCCACAACGCCGGCUGCAACGGCGACGAUGCCAACAUGGCCAUGGCGCUGGGGCACGUGGGGUUCGAGGAGCACGGCAUGGGGGAGGUUGUGGAGAUGGAGUACGCGCAGGAGCAGGGUGGCUGCGGCGGCGGGCUCUACUUCUAGCAGGCACAGGAAGUGGUAGUGCUCUGAAAUUAUUGUGUGUGUAUGUAUAGUUUGGCAGUUACAUGCAGUGCAAAAGUUGCAGUAGAGUUCAGAAGAUCGCUAGCUAAAUUGGGUUAGAGCGAGAAGGGAGUGUGAAAUUGUGAUUGUGAUUUUAUGUGUCAAUGAUCAGUAAUAGUUUACACUAUCUUUAUAUAGUUUUCAAAA